This is a messenger RNA of Arachis duranensis, 2127 nucleotides long. RefSeq lists its product as uncharacterized. Gene Ontology annotation, molecular function: nucleic acid binding; RNA-DNA hybrid ribonuclease activity. The record is from RefSeq and is a predicted model, not a curated record. NCBI's taxonomy places the organism in Eukaryota, Viridiplantae, Streptophyta, Magnoliopsida, Fabales, Fabaceae. The coding region runs from base 1 to 2127 and encodes 708 amino acids. The transcript has 6 exons.
AUGGCAGACAGAGAAGGGUGCAUUGACAGUGUACCUUAUGAUUGUAUAUAUGACGAUGGUCCUUUAGGUUUUGAAAAAAAUAAUAAUACUGACACUGUAAAAAAGGUUGAAGUGCAGGAUCCUUUGGAGGAAGUAGAUAUUGGUAACAGUGAUUAUCCUAGACCAACAUAUGUGAGCAAGAUGCUGCCUGAUGAUUUCAAAAAAGAAAUGGUGGAGAUUUUGAAGGAAUAUUGCGAUUGUUUUGCAUGGGAUUAUGCAGAGAUGCCAGGCUUGAGUCGUGAAUUGAAUGGAAAAUUAAGGGUUUGCAUUGAUUUUAGAGAUUUGAAUUCUGCAACACCAAAAGAUGAAUAUCCAAUGCCUAUAGCUGAUAUCUUGAUAGAUUCUACUGCUGUUCAUGAAAUGUUAAGUUUUAUGGAUGGAUAUUCAGGUUAUAAUCAAAUAUACAUAGCUGAGGAAGAUGUGUCAAAAACAGCAUUUAGGUGUCCAGAAAAAGGGAUUGAAAUUGACAAAAAUAAGGCAAAGGCUAUCUUAGAGGCUCCUCCUCCAACUAACAAAAAGCAACUGCAAGCAUUUUUAGGGAAGGUCAAUUACCUUAGAAGGUUCAUUUCCAAUCUAUCAGGAAAAACCAAGGUUUUUGCGCCUCUGAUCAAGUUGAAAAAAGAGGAAGAGUUCCAAUGGAAAACAGAGCAUGAAGAAGCUUUUGACAACAUCAAGCAGUAUUUGACUAAUCCUCAUAUUAUGACACCUCCAAGGCACGGAGCACCUCUAAAACUUUACGUGUCAGCUUCUGAAGUAACAAUUGGUGGAAUGCUGGCUCAAGAAGAUGAGAAUGGCAACGAGAGAGUGAUUUAUUAUCUAAGUCGUGUGCUAAAUGAUGUUGAAAGCCGUUAUUCUCCAAUUGAGAAACUUUGUUUAACUUUAUAUUUUUCCUGUUUAAAACUUAAGUACUAUCUAAUUCCUAGGAAUGUUUAUGUAAUUUCUAAGUUUGAUGUUCUUAAAUAUAUGUUGUCUUUUCCAAUAUUGCAUGGUAGACUAGGAAAAUGGAUGCUGGCCUUAACGGAAUUUUCUUUACAUUUUAUUCCUGCAAGAGCGAUUAAGGGUCAGGUUCUAGCCGAUUUCCUGGUUGAUCACCCUUGUAUUGACAUUGAUGAGAAUUUACUGAGUUUCGUUGGUUUCGUGCCUUGGAAAUUAUAUUUUGACGGUUCAUGCCAUAAGGGUGGUGUUGGUAUAGGAAUUUUAAUUAUUUCUCCAAGUGGUGAGCCAAGUAAAUUCCUCUUUGAAUUGAAUUAUUCAUGUUCCAACAAUGUGGCAGAGUAUGAAGCAUUAAUAAUGGGACUAGAAUUAUUAUUAGAAAGAGGAGUUAAAAAUGUGAAAAUUUUUGGAGAUUCACAGCUUGUAGUCUGUCAAGUAUCACUUGAACAUAGGUGUGUUAGUGAAAAUUUAAGAAAGUAUUUCAAUGUGGCUACAGAGUUGUUGAGUAAAUUUGAUAGUGUCAUUGUAAGGCAUGUUCCAAGGGAGUUAAAUCAAGAAGCAAAUGAAUUAGCUCAAAUUGCUUCAAGAUAUAAGAUCAAGCCCGCAACACUAGAAAAAUUGAAAUCUGUUGAUGGAAACCUCUUGACAUGUUUGGGAGAAAAAGAAGCGUACUUGGCUCUUGCUGAAGUGCAUGAGGGAAUUUGUGGUGCCCAUCAAUCAGGGAAAAAAAUGAAAUGGGUGAUAAAUAGGAAAAGAUUGUAUUGGCCAACUAUUCAAAGAGAUUGUAUAAACUAUGCCAGGUCCUGUGAAGAAUGCCAAAAACAUGGAAGUCUUCAACAUAUUCCAGCGUUAGAACUGCAUGUUAUAAUUAAGCCAUGGCCAUUUAGAGAGGCUAUCCCUCUAAGGGAGGUGACUUACAAUGAAAUAAUAGAUUUUAUUGAGGAGCAUAUUAUGCAUAGGUUUGGAAUUCCUCAGUCUAUUACCACUGAUCAAGGAACCAUGUUUAUUGGGAAAAAGGUCAUGGAAUAUGCCAAAUCUAGGGAUGACGAAAGGUUAAGAGCUUUAGAGCGGGUGAUUCAACAAAAAGAGAUUAUGUCAAAAUCAUACAACUGUCGUGUUAAAGCAAAGACAUUUGCAGUUGGAGAUUUAGUGUAG